Suricata suricatta (meerkat) is the source of this 1713-nucleotide messenger RNA. It is a transcript of the gene ACTL6B, whose product is annotated as actin like 6B. Gene Ontology annotation, biological process: nervous system development; regulation of transcription by RNA polymerase II. The transcript is spliced from 15 exons. Gene Ontology annotation, molecular function: chromatin binding. Bases 85 to 1512 code for a protein of 475 amino acids. Lineage: Eukaryota; Metazoa; Chordata; Mammalia; Carnivora; Herpestidae. Gene Ontology annotation, cellular component: SWI/SNF complex; NuA4 histone acetyltransferase complex. The record is from RefSeq and is a predicted model, not a curated record.
GCCCGGGAUCCCGGGAGCUGUCCGGCCGCCUCGGUGCUGAUCCCGCCGCCGCCCACGGGCCGUGAGCAGCGCUGAGAGGGCAUUAUGAGCGGGGGCGUCUACGGCGGAGAUGAGGUGGGGGCGCUGGUCUUUGACAUUGGCUCCUUCUCAGUCCGCGCUGGGUACGCUGGGGAGGACUGCCCGAAGGCUGACUUCCCCACCACGGUGGGGCUGCUGGCCGCGGAGGAGGGGGGCGGGCUGGAGUUGGAGGGGGAGAAAGAGAAGAAAGGGAAGAUCUUCCACAUCGACACCAACGCCCUGCAUGUGCCUCGGGAUGGAGCGGAGGUCAUGUCGCCCCUCAAGAAUGGCAUGAUUGAGGACUGGGAGUGCUUCCGUGCCAUCCUGGAUCACACCUACAGUAAACACGUCAAGUCUGAGCCAAAUCUGCACCCAGUACUCAUGUCCGAGGCCCCGUGGAACACACGGGCCAAGCGGGAGAAGCUGACAGAGCUGAUGUUCGAGCAAUACAACAUUCCUGCCUUCUUCUUAUGCAAGACGGCUGUGCUCACCGCCUUUGCAAAUGGACGUUCCACGGGCCUGGUUCUGGACAGUGGGGCCACCCACACCACGGCCAUCCCAGUGCAUGACGGCUAUGUCCUACAGCAAGGUAUUGUCAAGUCACCUCUGGCAGGAGACUUCAUCUCCAUGCAGUGCCGGGAGCUCUUCCAGGAAAUGGCCAUUGACAUCAUCCCACCUUACAUGAUUGCAGCCAAGCUUCCUCUGACCGGGGACUUUCAGAUCAGCUGUACCUGCUGCAUGAGUGCCAGACAUGGGAACAGGCUCUCCCUGUUCUCUCUCUUCUGCCAUCUUUUGUGGGCAACAGAGGAAAGAACCCAGUGCCUGUUUGGUGCAGGAGCACAGGAACCUGUACGGGAAGGUGCCCCUCCAAAUUGGAAGAAGAAGGAGAAGCUACCCCAGGUUUCCAAGUCCUGGCAUAACUACAUGUGCAAUGAGGUGAUCCAGGACUUCCAGGCCUCUGUGCUGCAGGUCUCAGACUCUCCCUACGAUGAGCAGGUGGCUGCACAAAUGCCCACAGUGCACUACGAGAUGCCCAAUGGCUACAACACAGACUACGGUGCUGAGCGGCUCCGCAUCCCUGAGGGCCUGUUUGAUCCCUCCAAUGUCAAGGGCCUGUCGGGGAACACCAUGCUAGGUGUGGGCCACGUGGUGACCACCAGCAUUGGCAUGUGUGACAUCGACAUUCGCCCGGGCUUGUAUGGCAGUGUCAUUGUCACCGGCGGGAACACACUGCUCCAGGGCUUCACUGACAGGCUCAAUCGAGAGCUUUCCCAGAAGACCCCACCGAGCAUGCGACUGAAGCUCAUUGCCAGCAACAGCACCAUGGAGCGCAAGUUCAGCCCCUGGAUUGGGGGUUCCAUCUUGGCCUCACUGGGCACUUUCCAGCAGAUGUGGAUCUCCAAGCAGGAGUAUGAGGAGGGAGGGAAGCAGUGCGUGGAGCGGAAGUGCCCCUGAGGACGCCCGCUCAACACCCACUCUCCCGCCCGCAGCUGUGGAAAAGGGGACGCGAAAAGGCGAGGAGAGGGUUUCCCGGCUCGGCUUCCGCAAAGCGCACAACGAAGCCCCCACCCCCAUGCCCUCGUCUCUUUCCCUCCUUUCUCGUCCGCUUAGAUUGUGAUGUUUCUGGGUUGAAAGGAGUAAAAAUGUUUUAAGAAA